ACGUUAUGAAAACAAGCUAAGUUUCGCAACGUUGGUGACCAUCAGACUGCUGUGCUUUUCGACCAUGUUAAAAAUGAGACUACCUGCAUUGUAUAAAGGCGUGUGUACGGUAGGCAAUGUCCGAAGUUUUCACUUAUCUCAACGGAUAAACAAAACAAAGGUUCUCUACGACGGUGACUGUCCCUUAUGCAGGGUGGAAAUAAACUUUCUUAAACUGUUUUUCAACAAGGAGAGGAAAGUGAAAUUUGUGGACAUAACUAAAAACACCUUUAAAGCAGAGGACCAUUUAGGAAUUACUUAUGAGGAGGCCAUGGGAAACAUGCAUGUCAUAGGAGAAGAUGACAAGGUAUACAAAAAGAUGGAUGGAAUACGAGAGAUGUACAGAGGUGUGGGAUUAAAAUCUGUAGCUACAUUUACAGAGUUGCCUGUUGUUAGACCGUUAGCUGAUAAAAUGUAUGACUAUUUUGCUGCAAACCGAUUUCGGCUAGCUGGCAGGGAUGAAAGUUGUAAUUGUAAAAAAGAUUGAUGCAGUUUCGAAGCAUGUGGGUGUAUACAAUGUGGAUGCAAAAUUUGUGUUUGAUUUUUAAAUACACGUAUAUCAGAUAAAAAGUGUAUACUGUCAUUUUUAAUACUGUGUGGAUUUAGACUCUCACCAUAUUGGUAUGCACAAUUUUUGUAAAUGAACUAUGUUGUCUGUAUAUUUACAUGUAUUUUUUUGUUUGAUGUAUGCAUAUGCAUUAUAAGGGUUCACUAAAAAAUGAGAUGUUUUAAAAAAUAAAUUAUUUGUUUACUCACUUUUAAAGUGAAACAAAUCAGUGUAGUUAAUAUUUUAUAUGAUCAUUGAUUUUUAAUAAAUGACAGUCAUCAUUAUUAAAA
Messenger RNA from Magallana angulata, 876 nucleotides. RefSeq lists its product as uncharacterized. Gene Ontology annotation, molecular function: protein-disulfide reductase activity. The record is from RefSeq and is a predicted model, not a curated record. Bases 65 to 526 code for a protein of 153 amino acids. Lineage: Eukaryota; Metazoa; Mollusca; Bivalvia; Ostreida; Ostreidae. The transcript is spliced from 3 exons.